AAUUCUUUUCGCUUGUAUUUCGCAUAGCUACAUUUUCUAUCGUCUUCUUGUCGACUUAAACCGUUGAGAAUCAAUCUAGAUUUUGAUAAAAAUUGAAUUUGCAUUCAUAAGUAAUAUAAUUAUAACGACAAGGCUAUCUUGAUUGAAGUGCGAAAUAUCGGUUAUUAGAGGACAUAGAUAAAAAUAUUAUCAGAGACAACAAAGUUUAUAAAAGGUUUUAAUCUCGAUAGUCAAGUCUGCGUCUUCACGCCAGUUAUGACUAAAAAAAUGAAGAUGAAGCGAGAAAAUAACGACGAUGGCCCACAUGCUGAUAAGCGUAGUCGACGCAAUGAUGACCAAAUACGUAUCCUCAUACCUAGUAAUAUUGCUGGUGCCGUCAUUGGCAAAGGGGGACAGCAUAUUCAAAAAAUGCGCACUCAGUAUAAAGCCACUGUAUCUGUCGACGAUUCUCAAGGCCCCGAACGCACCAUAUUGAUAUCAUCUGAUCUUGAGGCAACACUGCAAAUUGUAACGGAGAUGUUAAAAUAUUUCGAAGAGCGCGAUGAUGAGGUCGACGUGCGCCUACUUAUUCAUCAAAGUCUUGCUGGAUGUAUUAUUGGCAAAGGUGGUCAAAAAAUUAAGGAAAUUCGAGAUAAAAUCGGAUGUCGUAUUUUGAAGGUAUUCUCGAAUGUUGCCCCACAAAGCACAGACCGAGUAGUACAGACCGUCGGAAAACAAUCGCAAGUGAUUGAAGCUAUAAGGGAGGUGAUUACGCUGACACGAGAGACUCCUAUUAAGGGUCCAGUACACAAUUAUGAUCCCACCAAUUUCGAUCGUAUGUACGCGGAUGCAUAUGGUGGAUAUGGAUCCGGCGGUGGCGGUGGCGGCAACGGCGGUGGUAACAACCGUCAAUCACGUGGUGGUCGCGGUGGUGGCGGCGGCGGAGGUGGGGGUAUGGGUAAUGGAGGUGGCGGCAAUUUUGGCAACGAUCGCGGAGGACGCAAUGACCGUAGCCGCAGUGGUGGCCGCCGUGACAACCCAUUUAUUAAUCCAUGGGCUAAUGAUGAUGGUUUCGGAAACAAUAACGGUGGUGGUAAUUUCGGCGGCGGUAACUUUGGUGGUGGCUUCGGUGGAGGAAAUUUCGGUGGUAAUGGCGGUGGAGGAUUUGGAGGAAAUAACGGUCCAUCCGGUGGCAAUUUCGGCGGCAAUGGCGGUGGGUUUGGUCCGGGAAAUCAAGGCAACUUCGGUGGUGGUAACCCGGGAGGUGGUUUCGGUGGCAACCAAAUGAGUAGUGGUGGAAACUUCGGAGGUGGGAUGAAUCAAGGCGGCGGAUUUGGUGGACCAAUCAAUAAUAAUGGCAUGGGAUCUGUUGGUGGUGGUAUGGGAUCUGGCGGUGCUGGAGGCUUCGGGCCUGGCCCAAACAAUAAUGGGCCUAAUGGUGGCAAUUCAGGAAAUCUUCCAAAUGGCCAUGAUCCCAAAAACAGUACGCAAGUUACAAUUCCAAAAGAUUUGGCUGGUGCUAUCAUUGGAAAGGGAGGUGGCCGCAUCCGACGCAUUCGCAAUGAGUCUGGUGCCUAUAUCACAAUUGAUGAACCAUUACCCGGAUCAACCGAUCGUAUUAUUACCAUUUCCGGUAACCCAAAACAAAUCCAAAUGGCUCAGUAUCUUUUACAACAGAGGUUGGUGUCCAACACAUCCUAAAAUGUGCACGAGAACAACAACGGCAGGCGUAACUUCUAAACCAGAUGCCGUCGAGAUAGGGCCAACAACACGGCGCCUGCAUAUAUACCAUAUAUACGCAAAAAUUUAAUUCUAAGACUUACAAGCUCCUUAAAUUUCAUUAACUGUAGAAAUUAUUUGAAUAUAUGUAUACCGCAAUAUUCGUUUUUAAUUGGAACUAAACGAACAAUUAAAAAGACCAAAUAAGCCAAUAACACUUAUUUAUGUAUGAAAAUAAGAGUUGUCGACCUUUUUUUUUUUAUAAAUUCCCACCAGUAAUUUUCUUGAUUAUUAUCGUAACAGCUAAUACUAAGUAAAUUCCAAAUGAAUGGAAGUAUCAAGAAUAUGCAUAAUUGUAAAAUAUGCAGUCCUGCCGAAUAGGGUGCCUCAAUUAAAUCAUUAUUCAAACGGUAAUUGGGCCAUUUUAAUCGCUUCGAACUGGAUCUUGUUACUUGAAUACUUGUAACGAAAAUAAUACUUAUUACUUGCAAUCUUCGCCUGUGAAGAGCAUUACUUCAAUACAUGCAAGAUCUAGUAUGGUCCGAUAAAGUUAAGAUUAUAUAUUUUGUUCUUCCUAACUUCUGACGAAUACCACUGAGGUUGGUACGGACUGGCAUUGAUACACAAUAUUUUUGACAAGAUUGUGAAAAUAGAAGAACUAUACCAAAUAGAUUAAACACUAACUGCACUAGUUGUAUGGGCUACUAAAAUUAAAGAGGAGUUUACGUAGUUAUUAGCAGUUUCAUUUGUCGAAACAUGUGCGUAAAACCAACAAUUUACUAACAAUAUUAUAAAAUAUUAUUUGUAACGCUUUGGUCUGCUAUUUUUCUUAUGGCUAUUUUAUUAAGUAUAUAGGAUUUAAAUUCUAUGCGCAUAAAGCGGAUUCUGUAAGAUUGUAAAAUCAUAUAAUAAAGAUACACACAUAAAUAAGUAAA
Bactrocera tryoni is the source of this 2633-nucleotide messenger RNA. It is a transcript of the gene HnRNP-K, whose product is annotated as heterogeneous nuclear ribonucleoprotein K homolog. NCBI's taxonomy places the organism in Eukaryota, Metazoa, Arthropoda, Insecta, Diptera, Tephritidae. Gene Ontology annotation, cellular component: nucleus; cytoplasm. Gene Ontology annotation, biological process: regulation of mRNA splicing, via spliceosome; regulation of transcription by RNA polymerase II. The transcript has 11 exons. The record is from RefSeq and is a predicted model, not a curated record. Bases 256 to 1680 code for a protein of 474 amino acids. Gene Ontology annotation, molecular function: mRNA binding.